AUGGUGGAGCCAGGACAAGAUUUACUGCUUGCUGCUUUGAGUGAGAGUGGAAUUAGUCCAAAUGACCUUUUUGAUAUCGAUGGCGGAGAUGCGGGGCUUGCAACUCCAGCCCCUACCCCUUCAGUUCACCAGUCAGUGCCACUUAGUACAUUAGAACUAGGUUUGGAGACUGAAGCAGAAGUUCCUGUUAAACAAGAACCAGAGACGGUACCUACUCCAGCACUGUUAAAUGUUAGGCAACAGCCUCCAUCUACAACAACAUUUGUGCUGAAUCAAAUAAAUCAACUUCCGACCUUGGGAUCUACAAUUGUAAUGACUAAAACACCACCUGUAACAACGAAUAGGCAAACCAUCACUUUAACAAAGUUUAUCCAGACCUCUGCAAACACACGCCCUUCGGUCUCAGUACCAGCAGUACGAAAUGCCAUGCCCUCUGCACCUUCAAAAGACCAGGUUCAACUGAAGGACCUUCUGAAAAAUAAUAGUCUGAAUGAACUCAUGAAACUGAAGCCACCAGCUAAUAUCGCUCAGCCAGUGGCAACAGCAGCUACUGAUGUAAGCAACGGCACAGUAAAGAAAGAGUCUUCUAAUAAAGAAGUAGCAAGAAUAUGGAUAAAUGACAUGAAGAUGAGGAGUUUUUCCCCGACCAUGAAGGUUCCUGUUGUAAAAGAGGAAGAUGAACCAGAGGAAGAAGAUGAAGAAGAAAUGGGUCAUGCGGAAACCUACGCAGAGUACAUGCCAAUAAAAUUAAAAAUUGGGCUACGUCACCCUGAUGCUGUGGUGGAAACUAGUUCUUUAUCCAGUGUUACUCCUCCUGAUGUUUGGUACAAAGCAUCCAUUUCUGAAGAAACCAUUGACAAUGGUUGGUUGUCAGCAUUACAACUUGAGGCAAUUACAUAUGCAGCCCAGCAACAUGAAACAUUCCUACCUAAUGGAGAUCGUGCGGGCUUCUUAAUAGGUGAUGGUGCUGGCGUAGGGAAAGGAAGGACAAUAGCAGGAAUCAUCUAUGAAAAUUAUUUGUUGAGCAGAAAACGAGCAUUGUGGUUCAGUGUUUCUAAUGAUUUGAAAUAUGAUGCUGAGAGAGAUUUGAGGGAUAUUGGAGCAAAAAACAUUUUGGUCCAUUCAUUAAAUAAGUUUAAGUAUGGAAAAAUUUCUUCCAAACAUAAUGGGAGUGUGAAAAAGGGUGUGAUUUUUGCCACCUAUUCUUCCCUUAUUGGAGAGAGUCAGUCUGGCGGUAAAUACAAAACAAGGCUAAAGCAGCUUCUGCAUUGGUGUGGUGAUGACUUUGAUGGCGUGAUAGUGUUUGAUGAGUGUCAUAAAGCAAAAAACUUAUGUCCUGUUGGUUCUUCAAAGCCAACCAAGACAGGCUUAGCAGUUCUAGAGCUUCAGAACAAAUUGCCAAAAGCCAGAGUUGUUUAUGCUAGUGCCACUGGUGCUUCCGAACCACGAAACAUGGCCUACAUGAACCGUCUUGGAAUAUGGGGUGAAGGAACUCCAUUUAGAGAAUUCAGUGAUUUUAUUCAAGCAGUGGAACGGAGAGGUGUUGGUGCCAUGGAAAUAGUUGCUAUGGAUAUGAAGCUUAGAGGAAUGUACAUUGCUCGACAGCUGAGCUUUACUGGAGUGACCUUCAAAAUUGAGGAAGUUCUUCUUUCUCAGAGCUAUGUAAAAAUGUACAACAAAGCAGUCAAGCUGUGGGUCAUUGCAAGAGAGCGGUUUCAGCAAGCUGCGGAUCUUAUUGAUGCUGAGCAGCGCAUGAAGAAGUCCAUGUGGGGUCAGUUCUGGUCUGCUCACCAGAGGUUUUUCAAAUACUUGUGCAUAGCAUCCAAAGUCAAGAGAGUUGUGCAGCUGGCUCGAGAGGAAAUCAAGAAUGGAAAAUGUGUUGUAAUUGGCCUGCAGUCCACAGGAGAAGCCAGAACCUUAGAAGCCUUGGAAGAGGGCGGGGGAGAGCUGAAUGAUUUUGUUUCAACGGCCAAAGGAGUGUUGCAGUCACUCAUCGAAAAACACUUCCCUGCUCCAGACAGGAAAAAGCUUUAUAGUUUGCUGGGAAUCGAUUUGACAGCUCCAAGUAACAACAGUUCACCAAGGGACAGUCCUUGUAAAGAAAAUAAAAUAAAGAAGCGGAAAGGUGAAGAAAUAACUCGAGAAGCCAAGAAAGCACGGAAAGUGGGAGGCCUCACUGGGAGCAGCUCUGACGACAGCGGGAGCGAAUCCGAGGCCUCUGAUAACGAAGAGAGUGACUAUGCGAGUUCCAAGAACCUGAGUUCUGGAGAUGACGAUGACUUCAACCCGUUCAGAGAUGAGUCCAGUGAGGACGAUGAGGAUGAUCCUUGGUUAAUCAGAAAAGACCACAAGAAAAACAAAGAUAAAAAAAGAAAGAAAAGUAUAGAUCCAGAUUCUAUUCAAAGUGCCUUAUUAGCAUCAGGUCUUGGAUCAAAGCGACCUAGUUUUUCGUCCACACCAGUUAUUUCACCCGCUCCUAACAACGCACCAGCUAACAGCAAUACCAACAGCAACAGCAGCCUUAUAACAAGUCAGGAUGCCGUGGAAAGGGCCCAGCAAAUGAAGAAAGACCUACUUGAUAAACUAGAAAAAUUAGCUGAAGACCUCCCUCCUAAUACUUUGGAUGAGCUGAUUGAUGAGCUUGGCGGUCCUGAGAAUGUUGCUGAGAUGACGGGCCGCAAGGGGAGGGUCGUAAGCAACGAUGAUGGAAGCAUAUCUUAUGAGUCAAGAUCUGAACUUGACGUCCCUGUGGAAAUAUUAAAUAUCACAGAAAAACAAAGGUUUAUGGAUGGAGAUAAGAAUAUUGCUAUCAUCUCGGAAGCUGCCAGCUCAGGUAUUUCAUUACAAGCAGAUCGGAGAGCCAAGAAUCAACGACGGCGAGUUCACAUGACUUUGGAGUUGCCCUGGAGUGCAGACAGAGCCAUUCAGCAGUUUGGACGAACGCAUAGAUCAAACCAAGUUACUGCACCUGAAUAUGUCUUUCUAAUUUCUGAAUUGGCGGGAGAACAAAGAUUUGCAUCUAUUGUUGCUAAAAGACUUGAGAGUUUGGGGGCACUUACACAUGGUGACAGAAGAGCAACAGAAUCCAGAGAUUUGAGCAGGUUCAACUUUGACAAUAAGUACGGAAGAAAUGCAUUAGAAAUUGUCAUGAAAUCCAUUGUAAACCUAGAUUCUCCUAUGGUAUCACCACCUCCAGACUACCCUGGAGAAUUCUUCAAAGAUGUUCGGCAAGGACUGAUAGGGGUUGGCCUGAUAAAUGUAGAAGAUCGCUCAGGAAUUCUAACUCUAGAUAAAGAUUAUAACAACAUUGGGAAAUUCCUGAAUAGAAUUUUGGGUAUGGAGGUGCACCAACAGAAUGCGUUAUUUCAGUAUUUUGCAGACACACUCACUGCAGUUGUUCAAAAUGCCAAAAAAAAUGGAAGAUAUGAUAUGGGAAUCUUAGAUCUGGGUUCUGGAGAUGAGAAAGUGAGGAAAAGUGACGUUAAGAAGUUUCUGACUCCAGGAUAUUCAACCUCUGGUCAUGUAGAGUUAUAUACAAUUAGUGUAGAGAGAGGGAUGUCCUGGGAGGAAGCUACCAAGAUUUGGGCUGAGCUCACAGGACCAGAUGAUGGCUUUUACUUGUCACUGCAGAUAAGGAACAACAAGAAGACUGCCAUCUUAGUUAAAGAAGUGAACCCAAAAAAGAAGCUUUUCUUAGUCUACAGACCAAAUACUGGGAAACAACUCAAAUUAGAAAUUUAUGCUGAUUUAAAGAAGAAAUAUAAGAAGGUCGUCUCGGAUGAUGCCCUGGUUCACUGGUUAGAUCAGUAUAAUUCAUCUGCAGACACUUGUACUCAUGCUUAUUGGCGUGGCAAUUGUAAAAAAGCAAGCUUGGGAUUAGUUUGUGAAAUAGGUCUUCGUUGCCGCACGUAUUAUGUAUUAUGUGGCUCAGUACUGAGCGUCUGGACAAAAGUUGAGGGUGUUCUAGCAUCUGUCAGUGGCACAAACGUGAAAAUGCAGAUAGUUCGGCUGAGAACAGAGGAUGGACAGCGGAUUGUAGGUCUGAUCAUCCCUGCAAAUUGUGUGGCUCCUCUUGUAAAUCUCCUGUCAACUUCAGACCAGUCUCAACAGCUUGCGGUCCAACAGAAACAGCUCUGGCAGCAGCGCCACCCCCAGAGCAUUGCCAGCUUGAGCAACGCAUAA
Molecule: messenger RNA, 4182 nt
Organism: Pipistrellus nathusii (Nathusius's pipistrelle)
Lineage: Eukaryota; Metazoa; Chordata; Mammalia; Chiroptera; Vespertilionidae
Source: the annotation of a GenBank genome assembly